This is a messenger RNA of Fraxinus pennsylvanica, 735 nucleotides long. NCBI's taxonomy places the organism in Eukaryota, Viridiplantae, Streptophyta, Magnoliopsida, Lamiales, Oleaceae. The record is from the annotation of a GenBank genome assembly.
AUGGAUUGGUCUCGAACAUCUGCUACAAAUGCAUAUCUUGAUGCCCUGAAACUGUGUAGCAAGCGCAAGAAAGAACGCAAUUCCUGCGAAGAAACACGGGAGCUCGAAAGUAAUGAAUUCAUAUCAGCCUUAGCAGCAGGCUUGAAUUCGAAACGAAUUGUAGAAGUCACUUCCGAGGCCUCUUCAUCGACAGUUGCCUUGGCAGCAGCUGCACGACAAACUGGAGGAAAGCUUAUAUGCAUCCUUCCCGAACCGAGAACUCUAGACAAAUCUCAAAAGGUGAUUCAAGACUUGGGCCUAAAUGAAAUGGUCGAAUUUAGAGCCGGAGAUCCUGUCGAGGUAUUACCAAAUUGUGAGAACAUUGAUUUCUCCCUAGUAGAUUGUAACACUGAUAACUACGGAAGAUUGUUUGAAAAGCUAGAUGUGAAUCGCAAAAGGUCAAUGGUGGUGGCGAAUAAUUUAGUAGAGGGGAGAAAAGGGGUGGAAGGUCUUUUGAAAGGAGUCGAAACUAUGGUUAAAGUACAGUCUAUGAAGCGUCCUAUAGGUAAAGGUAUGGAGAUUACGAUGAUCGGGAAGAGCAAUGAGCUCGGUAAAAGAGAACGAAGCAGAGGAAGCCAUAGUCGAGCACAGCGAAAGGGACAAUUAGUGAAGAAGACAGAUAAGAGCAAAUGGGUUUUUGCAGUUGAUGAGAGAAGUGGUGAGGAACAUAUUUAUAGGUUGCCUAAAUCUCUGUAA